This is a messenger RNA of Paramecium pentaurelia, 1944 nucleotides long. The record is from the annotation of a GenBank genome assembly. NCBI's taxonomy places the organism in Eukaryota, Ciliophora, Oligohymenophorea, Peniculida, Parameciidae.
AUGUCCUCCAAGGAUGAAGAACUUGAAGAGAUGCUUAUGAGAUAUGAGAAUCUUGAGAAGCACAAUUAACUAUUGCAAACUCAAAAUUUAAAUUUGAUGAAUCAAUUACAAAAUAUAUAGCAAGUAUGUGGAAUCCUUAUAAUAUUAAGACUGCUAAGUAAUUAGAAACAGAAAACAAUGAAUUAAUUGAUUAAAUUGAGAAUUUAAAGAAUGAUUUACGAACUCAAUUUUAACUUAGUCAAAGUUUGAGAUAAGAGAAUGAAUUCUUUGAAAAUUAAUUACAAGAUUAUAGAAAAGAAUUAGAGUAAGGAGGUCAAUACUAUCAUAAAUUAUUAGAAGACAAUGACUAAUUUAAAACACAUCUAUAGCAAAAAAAUUAAUAAAUUGAAUAUUUGACACAAGAGAAUAAUAUGUAUAAGGAUUAAAUGCUCCAAUUAUAAGAGGAAAAUGAUUUGAUUACAUAAGAAAUAACUAACUUACAUGAUUUACUUAAUCAAAAUGAACUUUAUCAUCAAGAUCCUAUAAAUAUCUAAAAUUCUGAUUAAAAGAAAAAUAAAAAAUAGAAUAGAAGAUAAAUAAAAGAAUUAGAGAGAUUAGUAAUUAAAAGAGAAUAAGAAUUAAGUCAUUUAUAUGGUAAGAUUGAGGAUAUGAAAAAUUAUAUUACAUAAAUUAAACUUCAAUCUGAUAAAUAUGAAUAAAAUUUAUAACAACUAUAUAAAGAUUAUUAAUAAAUGGAAGCAGAAAGAAAUAAAUAUGCUCAUAAAAUUGAUUAGAUGUAAAAUUAUAAUGAAAGAUAUUCAACUUUAUAAUAAUAGUUAUAAAAUUAAGAGAAACAUAAAAAUAAAGAAUAUCAUUCAUUAAAAAAUUAAUAUGAUCAAUUAUAAAUGCAUAAUUUGUAAUAUUAAUAAUAAAUACAAAGUAUAAAUGAUGAAUAUGGAAAAUUAUCCUAAUAAUGUAUAGAUUUAUAAGAAUUAAAUGAAUAAUAUAUGCAAGAAUCUUAAAUUUUAAAAGAUUCUUUAAUUGAAAAGGAUUAGAAAUUAGAAAGAAUGUAAUUACAACUAUAACAAUUAUAAUAGAAAGAUCUUUAAAUUUAAUAAUAAAUGAGAGAUCAAAAUUAAUAGAUUAAAGAAUUCUAAAAUAAUAAAUAGGAAUUUUAGAGUUAGAUAAUAUAAUUAUAAAGAGAUAAUUAAUAAUUUUGUAAUUAGAUAAAUACAUUAAAAGAAUUAUAAUCUAAAGAACUUAAAGAACAUCUUAAUAUUUAAGAAUAAUUUAAAAAAGAAAAGUAAACUUUAAUAGAUAGAAUAAAGAUGUAAGAUGAAAAAAAUUAAGAAUUAGAAAUUAAAUAUAAAAAUAUUGAAAUACAUUUAAAAUAAAUUGAAGAAGAAAGAUUAUAUAGAGUUUAAGCUGAAUAGUAUUAUUUUUCUAUAUUAUUAGAUCUUUUGAGGAAGUGUCUUAAUAAUGUAUGUAAUUAUAAGAUUAAAAUAGAGAUCUACUUAGAUAAGUAGCUAAUCUUGAAAAUGAAUUAUAAAGAAAUGAAGAUGAAUUAAAGUAACUAAAAAAAAAUAAUAAAAAGUAUUUAUAUAGGUUAAUACAAGUUCUUAGAAUUUUGAUAAAACAACUUAGUAAUUGAUAUUAAAAGAUAGGGAAAUUUUACAUCUCUAAUCAGUAGUAGAAAGAUUAGAGGGUAUGAAUAGACAAUUAUAAUAAGAAUGUGAUAGAUUGGCUGCUAAAAUUUAAUUAACAUCUCAUGAGAAUUCAUUAUUGAGUAAGACAAAUAGAGAAAUUAAUUAAAUGGGUCGUUUAAUUUUAGAAGGUUAAUAGAUAAAAGAAAUGUUAGAAAAGAAAAAAUAUGAAAAACCUUUAACAAUUACUAAUAAUAAAGCUCCUUAAGUUAUUCAAUAAUUAUAAUAACAUAGUAGACGACCAUCUGUUAAAAAAUCUUGA